AUGCGAACGAUCCACCGUGCGGUGGAUAUCGUUGGCGGCGUGAUGGGCGUUGUCCUCUGCUCGGCAGUUAUCAUACUUACUUCUACGGUGGUCAGGAAUAAGACCAUGAAGAUGUACAAGAUUAUGAUUAUGAGUACGGCUGCCGUUGAUCUGAUCUACUCACUCAACUGUCUGAUUACACUUUCUGUAAGUUUUUUAUUAACCAUACUAUAAAAAGAAAUUUUUACAUCAAAAUAUACCAUUUAACACGACAUAAAUACCUUUACAUUUUAACUUUACAUCUUUUUUUGACAUACUUGGGCCCAAAAAUACCAACGAAUUGCAUACCGGAAGUUCGUGUCGCGUUUGACCACACAUGGGCAACAUUAAGGCAAUUGCCAGGAAAUAAACAGAUCACUGUGUAAAAACGAUAUUCGGUAUUUUACAAUAGACAGGGUUAAUGUAUACAUAUAAUUAUAACAAAGUUUUUUCGAUAAUUAUAAAUAGGAUUGACCAAAGAAUAUUGCACUCGCAUAAGAGUACAAGAAAGGAGAUUCGUGAGGAAAUUCUGAAUUACGGAGUCUCAAGGCGUUAAACUAACUACGAGCGUGACGCUUGGUUUCCAAUCAUACUUGGAACUAGUAAAUAAUUGGCUCUAUAAUUGGUUAGUACUCACGUUUGAUUUCUUUGCUUUUUUGCAAUGCGUAUAAACCAUAAUUAGAAAUGGUGGAUAAAAUUUUACAAAAAAAUUCUUGGCCAGAGCCAAACUAGUUAUUAAAGAAACGUUUUUCAUUUUACCAAGUAUCAAUCGCAUGAUGACAUAGCACAAGAUAUAGAACACAUUCUAGGAUUAUUUAAUGGCCUAUUUUAACAGUUUGCCAAAACUUGAGACAUUUAAAGUCUAUAUGCAAACAUAGAUCUUGAUCUGAUCACCAUAAAAGAGAUCACGCCUUAAAAUUACAAGAAUACAUUUUUCAGACCGCCACUGCCGCCAAGAACCUCGUUUUCAUCAGUGUCGACAACCCCUACCUUCCCCGCGGCCCGAACAUCGUUUACGUUGCCGUCGCCACCCAACUUCUCACAAUGUUCCUGGCCGUCGCUGUUCUUCCACUUCAAUUCAUCUACCGUUACGGUGUUCUACGUUCCAAGCCCUUCACGAAAGUUCAAAUGGCAUUGAUGGGAUUGGUUUGUCUUUUCGCUGCUAUCUGUCAUGCCUCUUCCUGUCCUCUGGUAUAUCAUCCAAGAAGCGAUUACUACGACGAAGUUUUGGCUGGUGUUUGGGGAAUCGCAAACAAGUCUGAUCUGCCCAUGUAUAUUGUGGGAGAUCCUACGGAAAUCUCGAUGAUGCUGCAUUUCUCUGAAGUGUUUAUUAUCACCGGAGGCGCUUACAAUGUCAUUUUGUAUGUGCUCAGAUUGACAAAGAAGAUCUGGAAUGUCGAUGGCAUGGAGUAUUCGGAGAGCACAAAGCUGAUCCAAAAACAAAUGACAAAAGUGCUGUAUUUACAGGUGAGUAAAAAUCGAAGUAAAAAGCUAAAUAAUUGCGCAAAAAAUAUUGUAACUUUACGGCCAUCUCAUUUUGCAUUGCAAUUAAACCUUUUAACAACUCAUGCUAAAAUUUUGAACUUUACUUGAUCACUUACAAAUCGCUUUUUUCAGGCCGCCUACCCUCUGUUUGUUGUCCUCAUCCCAUGUUUCCUCUUCCCAGCCGCCGCUAUUACUGGAAGUGAGGUCAAAUUGCUUGGCGAGUUGUCCUUCCUACUUGUCCAUUCCACUCCCGCCCUAAAUGCUUUAUCAGUCCUCAUUUUGAUGCCGUCCUACAGAAAUUACUUCCUCGGAUGUGUCAGCAGCAAAUAUGUGAACCCUGUAACGUCCGGAGCCACCUCGAUGAAUCGGCAGAGCAAAACAGCCAUCUCAGCGGCCAGCAGCGGAGAAAUGCCGGUAGUUGUGCAGAAAGAAGGCUGA
Messenger RNA from Bursaphelenchus xylophilus (pine wood nematode), 1941 nucleotides. Lineage: Eukaryota; Metazoa; Nematoda; Chromadorea; Rhabditida; Aphelenchoididae. The record is from the annotation of a GenBank genome assembly.